Amphiprion ocellaris (clown anemonefish) is the source of this 9248-nucleotide messenger RNA. RefSeq names its product EMAP like 6. The record is from RefSeq and is a predicted model, not a curated record. Bases 1131 to 6998 code for a protein of 1955 amino acids. Gene Ontology annotation, molecular function: microtubule binding. The transcript is spliced from 42 exons. NCBI's taxonomy places the organism in Eukaryota, Metazoa, Chordata, Actinopteri, Pomacentridae.
UUUGACUCCCUCGGUGAUCCUGAUUCCGUUAAUAUUCCGUCUCUCCUGCACCGUUUUUCGGUUCUCCGGGCGGUUUGAAAGCCACAGCGGGUGUGUGUCCGCCGGCCUGCCGCUGCAGCUACGGCUCGGUGUCGGACGGUUCGGGCGUGUUCGUCCCCUUCUGGCUGCGGAGCGACGACCACAAAUCUGCGCGGUAAUCUCCGGAUUUCAGCCUGAAACCGCGAACAGACGGCGGAGGGAUUUCUGAGAUUUUUGCCUCCGUCCUCCGGUGCUGGAGAUAAAUCCGUUAAUUUUAUUACCGGAUGGAGGCAGCAGGCUGACCCUCCGGACCGACACCGGGAGGGUCCUGGUCCUGGAAACGGGUCGGUACCGUCGUCUUAUCUGCGGACCUGCAGGUUCGGUCAGAAAAAUCUAUUUUAAAUAAUUAAAAUAAUGACAUUAUUGUUGUCAUUUAUGGAGUUUUAGUAAUUUAUUUAUUCUUCUGUAAUUUAUUAAAAUUAACUUUAAAUAACAUUUCUGCCAUAAAGUCUGUUUUUACAGUAAUAUUUAAAAUAAAAACGUGUUUGUGUGUAAAACUACCCAGUAAAUUAGAAAUGUAGUAAAAAAAAAAAAACUUUAUAAACAAAUAAAAACUAAAACAUCUGUUAGUUUAUUGGGUUUAUGUUUUUAUCUGUUUUUAAAACUUUUUAUGAACUAAAAUCUAAAUGAAAUCUGUAAAGUGAGAAAUAUUACGUACAUUUCUAAUCAUUAGCAUUAAUUAUUGAACCGUUUUAAGCCGUGCAGGAAAUUUUCUAAAAGGAUAAAAACUAAAAUAUUCUUCAGAUAUCGUCCCUAAAAGUUGUAAUAUUCAACAAAUCUACAAAAAGCUGUUUCUGAUUUUAUUUUGUAUAAAUAAUUGCUAGCUGAUGAAGUUUGAUGAAAUAAUUCCCUGUAAACUAAUAAUUCAUUCACUUCCUGAAGCAGCUCCAUGAACUUCCUGCUCCUCAACUAACGUUAGCUAGCAGCGCUGAGGCUGCAGUCUGGAAUUAUGGGAAGUGUGCUCGGCUGUUGGGCUGUUAAAGGGACUACAGUGGUGCACUACUGCUCCCGGUGGCGUUAGCGGCGGCAGACUGACCGGACUGUGAGCCGCCAUGUCGGAUAAAACGGCGCCGCGCUGCCAGCUGAGGCUGGAGUGGAUCCACGGCUACCGAGGACAUCAGUGCCGCAACAACCUGUUCUACACGGCCGGCAAGGAGCUGGUGUACUUCGUGGCCGGCGUGGGCGUGGUCUACAACACCCGGGAUCACACCCAGAAGUUCUACCUGGGACACAACGAUGACAUCAUCAGCCUGGCCAUCCAUCCAGAUAAGAUCCAGGUGGCGACGGGUCAGGUGGGUAAGGACCCGUUCAUCUGUAUCUGGGACACCUAUGCCAUGCAGACGGUGUCCAUCCUGAGGGAUGUCCACACCCACGGAGUUGCCUGUCUGGCCUUUGACUCAGACGGACAGCGACUGGCCUCGGUCGGCCUAGACGCCAAGAACACGCUAUGCAUUUGGGAUUGGAGGAGAGGACGAGUCCUCGCCACGGCGACCGGACACUCGGACAGAAUCUUUGACGUCUGCUGGGAUCCGCUCCAGGCCAGCCGGCUGGUCAGCUGUGGAGUCAAGCACAUCAAGUUCUGGACUCUGUGUGGAAACGCUCUGACUCCAAAGAGAGGAAUCUUCGGGAAGACAGGCGACCUCCAGACCAUCUUGUGUGUCUCUGCAGCCAAAGAGGAGCUGACAUACUCCGGAGCUCUGAACGGAGAUGUCUACGUCUGGAAGGGAAUCACUCUGAUCAGGACCGUGCAGGCUGCUCACGGGGCUGGGAUCUUCAGCAUGCAUGCCUGCGAGGAAGGAUUUGCCACCGGAGGACGAGAUGGCUGCAUCCGACUGUGGGACGUCGACUUCAAACCCAUCACCAAGAUCGACCUGAGAGAGGCCGAGCAGGGAUACAAAGGUCUGUCGAUCCGCAGCGUCUGCUGGAAGGCCGACCGUAUUCUGGCCGGGACUCAGGACAGCGAGAUCUUCGAGGUGAUGGUCCGAGACCGGGACAAACCGGUUCUGCUGAUGCAGGGUCACAGCGAGGGCGAGCUGUGGGCGCUGGACCUACACCCCAAACAGCCGGUCGCUGUUACCGGGAGUGACGACCGCUCCGUCAGGCUGUGGAGUCUACCUGACCACACCCUGCUGGCUCGCUGUAACAUGGAAGAGUCAGUCCGAAGUGUUUCCUUCAACAACGACGGCUCUCAGCUGGCUCUGGGCAUGAAAGACGGAUCGUUCACGGUGCUGCGAGUCAGGGAUAUGACGGAGGUCGUCCACAUCAAGGACAGGAAGGAGGUGAUCCACGAGCUGAAGUUCUCUCCCGACGGUUCCUACCUGGCGGCGGGAUCUAACGACGGGCUGGUGGACGUCUACGCCGUGGCUCAGCGCUACAAGAAGGUGGGGGAGUGCAGUCGCUCCGCCUCCUUCAUAACUCACCUGGACUGGUCCGUCGACAGCCGCUUCCUGCAGACCAACGACGGAGCCGGAGAAAGACUCUUCUACCGGAUGCCAGCGGGAAAGCUGGUUCCUAAGGAGGAGGCGAAGGGGAUCCACUGGAUGACCUGGACAGGUGUCGUCGGGCCGGAGGCGAACGGCAUCUGGCCCAAAUACUCGACCGUCACCUCAGUGAACUCGGUGGACGCCAACUACAGCAGCGCCGUGCUGGUAACCGGAGAUGACCUCGGCCUCGUCAAACUGUUCAGGUUCCCCUGCCUGAAGAAAGGAGCCAAAUUUAAGAAGUACAUCGGCCACUCCGCCCACGUGACCAGCGUUCGCUGGUCCAAUGAUCUGCAGUGGGUCAUCAGCACCGGCGGCGCCGACCACGCCGUUUUCCAGUGGAGGUUCCUGCCUGAAGGAGUCAUGAACGGAGUCCUAGAACCGCUCCUCCAAGAGGGCUACGCCGACUCCAACAGCGGCGAGUCGGACUCGGAUGUGUCGGACGUCCCGGAGCUGGAUUCGGACAUCGAGCAGGAAGCUCAGACCAGCUACGAGCGUCAGGUGUACAAGGAGGACCUGCCGCAGCUCAGGAAAAAGCUGAUUGGCUCCCUAAAGCGGCAGAAAGCUCCGGAUGAAGGCCUCCGUCUGCAGUUUGUUCACGGGUACCGGGGCUUCGACUGCCGUAACAACCUCUUCUACAGUCAGACAGGUGAGGUGGUGUACCAUGUGGCCGCUGUCGCCGUCGUCUACAACCGGCUGCAGCACAGUCAGAGGUUUUAUCUCGGCCACGACGACGACAUCCUCAGCCUCGCCGUCCACCCGCUCAAAGACUACGUGGCCUCCACUCAGGUGGGCAGAGAUCCAGCCAUUCACGUCUGGGACAUCCAAACCCUAAAGUGUCUGUCGCUGCUCAAAGGACACCACAGCAGAGGGGUCUGUUCUCUGGAGUUCACAGCGGACGGCAAGAGUUUGAUCUCGGUGGGAAUCGAUGAAUUUCACUCCAUUGUCAUCUGGGACUGGAAGAAAGGAGAGAGACUAGCCAAGGCCAAGGGUCAUAAGGAGAAGAUCUUUGUGGUGAAGAGUAACCCCUUCAGGAUGGACAAACUGGUGACUGUGGGGAUGAAACACAUCAAGUUCUGGCAGCACUCGGGGGGUGGUCUGACAUUCAAACGAGGGAUUUUUGGGAACCUAGGGAAGCAGGAGACGAUGAUGUCGGCGUGUUAUGGCAGAUCGGAGGACCUGGUGUUCUCUGGCGCUACCAACGGAGAUGUUUACAUCUGGAGAGACACGACGCUCAUCAAGACCAUCAAGGCCCAUGACGGGCCGGUGUUCGCCAUGUGCUCCCUGGACAAGGGCUUUGUGACGGGGGGGAAGGACGGCAUCGUGGAGCUGUGGGACGACAUGUUCGAGAGAUGUCUUAAGACGUACGCCAUCAAGAGAGCCGCCCUCUCUCCAUCCUCUAAAGGUCUGCUGCUGGAGGACAACCCGUCCAUCAGAGCCAUCACUCUGGGCCAUGGCCACAUCUUGCUGGGAACCAAGAAUGGAGAAAUCCUCGAGAUCGACAAGAGCGGUCCAAUGACGCUGCUGGUUCAGGGUCACAUGGAGGGUGAGGUGUGGGGUUUGGCAGCUCACCCUCUGCUGCCCGUCUGCGCCACCGUCAGUGACGACAAAACUCUGAGAAUCUGGGAGCUGUCGGCCAAUCACCGCAUGGUCGCCGUCCGCAAGCUCAAGAAAGGUGGGCGGUGCUGCGCCUUCUCUCCGGACGGUAAAGCUCUGGCGGUUGGUCUGAACGAUGGCAGCUUCUUGGUGGUCAACGCUGACACGCUGGAGGACAUGGUGACCUUCCAUCACCGCAGAGAGCUCAUCUCAGACAUUCGCUUCUCCCAAGAUGCAGGGAAGUACCUGGCCGUGGCCUCACAUGACUCCUUUGUAGACAUCUACAACGUCCUGACCAGUAAGAGAGUCGGCAUCUGUAAAGGAGCUGGGAGCUACAUUACCCACAUCGACUGGGACUCCAGAGGUAAACUGCUGCAGGUGAACACUGGCGCUAAAGAGCAGAUGUUCUUUGAGGCUCCGCGGGGACGCAAACAGAAUAUCAGCAUGGCCGAGUUUGAAAAGCUGGACUGGGCCAGCUGGACGUCUGUUCUGGGUCCAACCUGCGAAGGAAUAUGGCCGACGCUCAGCUUCGUCAAUGCCGCCUCGCUCACCAAAGAUCGCAAACUGCUCGCCACCGGAGACGACUUCGGCUUCCUAAAGCUGUUCAGCUUCCCGUCCAGGGGCCAGUUUGCCAAAUUUAAGAAGUAUGUGGGUCACAGCACCAAUGUGACCAACAUCCGUUGGUCCAAUGACGACUCCAUGCUGCUGUCAGUGGGCGGAGCUGACACGGCGCUGAUGAUCUGGACCAGAGAAGCACCAGGACACAAAGAAAGCAAAGCUGUGGACAGUGAGGAGUCGGACGAUGACACCGAGGAGGACGGAGGGUACGACAGUGACGUGGCUCGGGAGAAGGUGGUGGACUACAUCACCAAGAUCUACUCAGCCAGCAUCAGGAACAUGUCAGGAACCAAACCUCACCAGCAGCACAAAGAGCUUCCUGUGGAGGAGAGGCCUCCUGUGAGCCGAGCUGCACCUCUGCCCGACAAACUGCUGAAGAACAACGUGACUAAGAAGAAGAAGGUGGUGGAGGAACUGGUGUUGGAGCACGUCUUUGGCUACCGAGGCUUUGACUGUCGCAACAACCUGCAUUACCUCAACGACGGCGCUGACAUCAUCUUCCACACCGCCGCCGCUGUGGUCAUCCAGAACCUCUCCACCGGAACGCAGAGUUUCUAUCUGGAACACACCGACGACAUCCUCUGUCUGACUGUCAAUCAGCACCCCAAAUACCAGAACAUCAUCGCCACCGGGCAGAUCGGUGACGUCACUGACCUGCCAGGCUUUGCUCCUUCCAUCCAUGUGUGGGAUGCCAUGACCAAGCAGACGCUGUCCAUCCUGCGUUGUUCCCAUGCUAAAGGUGUUGGCUACGUCAACUUCAGUGCUACAGGGAAGCUGCUGCUGUCUGUGGGGGUGGAGCCUGAACACACCAUCACGGUGUGGAGGUGGCAGGAAGGCACCAAGGUGACCAGUAAAGGUGGCCACGCUGAGCGGAUCUUUGUGGUGGAGUUCAGACCAGACUCCGAUACCCAAUUUGUGUCAGUGGGAAUCAAACACAUCAAGUUCUGGACUCUGGUUGGAGGUUCGCUCAUGUACAAGAAAGGAGCGAUUGGCUCGGUGGAGGACGGCCGCAUGCAGACCAUGUUGUCUGUCGCAUUUGGUGCUAAUAACCUGACCUUCACUGGUGCCAUCAAUGGAGAUGUGUACGUUUGGAGGGAGCACUUCCUGGUGCGAGUUGUGGCGAAGGCCCACAGCGGUCCGGUGUUCACCAUGUACACCACCCUGAGGGACGGACUCAUCGUCACUGGGGGCAAAGAACGGCCGACUAAAGAGGGAGGUGCUGUGAAGCUCUGGGACCAGGAGAUGAAGCGCUGCAGAGCGUUCCUGCUGGAAACCGGCCAGCCGGUGGAGAACGUCCGAUCCGUCUGCAGAGGGAAGGGUAAAAUCCUGGUGGGAACCAAAGACGGGGAGAUCAUAGAGGUUGGAGAGAAGAACGCCGCCUCCAACACCAUGAUCAACGGACACACCCAGGGGGGGAUCUGGGGUCUAGCAACUCAUCCUUUCAAAGACAUCUUCAUCUCCGCCAGCGAUGACGGAACCAUCAGGAUCUGGGACCUGGCUGAUAAGAAACUCCUGAACAAGGUGAGUCUGGGUCAUCCUGCCAAGUGUACAUCCUAUAGUCCCAACGGAGAAAUGGUUUCCAUCGGCAUGGAGAACGGAGAGUUCAUCGUCCUGCUGGUCAACUCGCUCACCGUGUGGGGGAAGAAGAGAGAUCGCAGCGUGGCCAUCCAGGACAUUCGGUUCAGUCCAGACAACCGGUUCUUGGCGGCGGGUUCAGUUGAAAGUGCUGUGGACUUCUACGACCUUUCCCUUGGACCAUCUCUCAAUCGGAUUGGCUACUGUAAGGACAUCCCCGGCUUCGUCAUCCAGAUCGACUUUUCUGCUGACAGCAAACACAUUCAGGUCUCCACCAGCACCUACACCCGGCAGGUCCAUGAAGUUCCCUCAGGGAAGAUCGUCACAGAGCUGCCCGCCAUUGAAAGAAUCACCUGGGCUUCCUGGACCAGCAUCCUUGGUGAUGAGGUUCUUGGCGUUUGGCCUCGGAACGCUGAGAAAGCCGACGUGAACUGUGCUUGUGUUUCCCACGCCGGCCUCAACCUGGUGACCGGAGAUGACUUCGGCCUCAUCAAGCUCUUCGACUUCCCGUGCAGCGACAAGUUCGCCAAACACAAGCGCUACUUCGGUCACUCUGCUCAUGUGACCAACAUUCGUUUCUCCUGUGAUGAUAAAUAUGUGAUCAGCGCCGGCGGCAGCGACUGCAGUCUGUUCAUCUGGAAAUGUCAGUGAGACCUGGAACCUCCUGGAACCUCCACCUGGUCCCUCCACCUAGAUCCACUUGGAUCCACCUGGUCCCUCCUCCUGGUUCCACCUGGUUCCUCCUCCUGUAGAUGCUGCACUCUCCUGGAUCUUCAGUCUGGUUCCUGAGGGACUCCCUUGGCGGGGAUGGAGCCGUCAGUUUGUCUUGCUGGUCUUCUUGUACAUUGAGAUGCGUUGAUUUGAACCUAAGGAGGGUGUGUGUGUCGUAGUCGUAGUUGUGUGUGAACCUGAGGGUGUGUGUGACAUAGUUGUAGUUGUGUGUGGACCUGAAGAGGGUGUGUGUGUCUUAGUCGGGGUGUAGCUGUGUUCGUAGCGGUGUUUCGUUGUCAGUAUGUGCCUUUUUCACAAACUCUGACCAAACAUUUGAUACGACUUUCUGUCUAAUCGUGGUGCUACGUGACGUUUAGGGCUUCUACUGUUGUUGUUGUGUGUCUCGUUGUGUGAUGAUGAUGAUGAUGUAAUUUUAUUUCACUGCACUAGAGUGAAGCUUAAAAAAUAGAGGAAGAUGGAUCAGUGUUUGAUCCCAGUCAUCAAUAACUGAAGAUCAAUAGAAAAUAGUUUGUACAAAAAAAGAUUCUACCUCAAAAUACAGCAAAGUGAAACUGAAUAAAAGUUGAUGUGUUUAAGGUAGAAAAGAGAUAUUUAGUAAAACGAUUUUUGUGGACAUGACUUUUACAUUCAGAUGGUGGCGCUGUCGUCUUUCUGUUUGUCUGCUGAGAUGUUUGAGUUCAAUAACACUGAAGAUUGUUACUGUAGAGAGACACAGAGAUCAUUUCAUGCUUCUAUCAUUUGAUGAAAUGGUUUCUAGAAAUGUCUUCCAGAAGUCUGGUUGGGUUCUCCUGAAGCUCUUACGACAACUAGGACCUGAUGACUGAGAACCUCCACAGACCAUCUGAUAACAAAACGACCAAAACGAGACACAAAACAACCAAAACACGACACAAAACGACCAAAACUAGACACAAAACAACCAAAACGAGACAAAAAACAACCAAAACGAGACACAAAACGACUGAAACGAGACACAAAACGACCAAAACGAGACACACAAUGGCCAAAAGUAGACACAAAACAACCAAAACGAGACACAAAAUGAAAAAAACAAGACACAAAACGACCAAAACUAGACACAAAACAACAAAAACAAGACAAAACAAGACACAAAAAGACAAAAACUAGACACAAAACAACAAAAGACAAAACGAGACAAAACAACAAAAACGAGACACAAAACAACAAAAAACAGACAAAACAAAACUGAGACAAAACGCCAAAAAGUAGGCACAAAACGUGACACAAAACGACCAAAACGAGACACAAAACGACAGAAACGAGACACAAAACAACAAAAACGAGACACAAAACAACAAAAACGAGAUACAAAACGACAAAAACGAGACAAGACGACAAAAAUGAGACACAAAACCACAAAAAUGAGUCACAAAACAAAAAUGAGACAAAAAACGACGAGACAAAACUAGACACAAAACAAGAUACAAAACGACAAAAAUGAGACAAAACGACAAAAACUAGACACAAAACGAGACACAAAACGACAAAAAUGAGACAAAACGACCAAAACCAGACACAAAAUGACAGAAACAUCAUCAACAGGUCAUGCUAACAUGUUGUGGGACACGUUCCAUGUAGAACUAGAAAAGCACUCAGAGAGCGCAGUACUCUGCCAAGGCUGCUCAGUUGAUGUAUCAUUUCUGAUGGAUGAAAUCUUUAAUAAAAAAUGACCUUGUGCUGAGCACAGGCAUGUGUUAUACAUGUGCAUGUUAUGUAUGGAUACUGAAUUGCGUGUAAAUUACUCUUAUAAAGGUCUGUUGAUCAGUUCAUCACAUUUGGCAAGCCUUUGUUUUGCUAGUGUUAAAAUAACCGUUCCCUCCAUGCUUUUAUUUUGAAGGUGUAUUUUUAAUGUUACGGGCUUUUAUUUUGUCACCAUUCCAGUGGCACAGGAAGUGUUUAUCUAAGAAGUGGUUUCUUGACAUGAUGAAGAUGCUGCCGAAAAGUCCUAAAAUUGCCGUAAAGAUAAAAGGAAACAGUUCCAUGCUGUUGCUGUCUGGCAAAGGAUGUGUCUAAACUUAGAAGCUCCUAGCUGGAAUGGAGACAAGCUCUGACGGUGUUUCCUGAAGAAAGGAGUGAAGGACAGAAAGGUGAAUUUUUGUUCAAAAUAAGGCCGACAGCUGAACGUAAAUAAAGGCUUUGUGAAACAUC